Messenger RNA from Bombina bombina (fire-bellied toad), 2031 nucleotides. RefSeq names its product zinc finger protein 501. The transcript is spliced from 5 exons. Gene Ontology annotation, biological process: regulation of immune system process; negative regulation of transcription by RNA polymerase II; regulation of cytokine production. NCBI's taxonomy places the organism in Eukaryota, Metazoa, Chordata, Amphibia, Anura, Bombinatoridae. Gene Ontology annotation, cellular component: nucleus. Bases 187 to 1551 code for a protein of 454 amino acids. The record is from RefSeq and is a predicted model, not a curated record.
CUUGUGCGGAGCGUCAUGGGAGAUGUAGGACUGCUGGUCUUCUUUCCAGGUCUCAUCGGGGUACAACAUGGCGGAUUGUACAAGGUUAUUGUUACCAUGAUUGACAAAUUGAGAACCUGAAGUUCUCUGUAGACAUCAUCAUAGCCAAUUGCUUGUGGAAUCACUUGAGAUCAACAAGUAGAGAAGAUGCUGAAUGAAACCUCAGAGGACUACAUGACUGGAGAGGGACAAAUGGAGUUUGAUGAAGUUGCUAUUUAUUUCUCCAAGGAGGAGUGGUGCUGCUUGAACGAAGAACAGAAACAGCUUUAUAGGGAUGUGAUGAUGGAGAACUAUUAUAUCCUUAAGUCUUUAGGUAUUGUUCAUGUGAAACCUUCACUUGUCUCAAGGAUUGAGCAGGGGGAGGAGCCGUAUGUGUGUGGAUGUCAUAUCAUUACUCAGGAGGAGGAAUUUCUGAUAAAUGAUAGAGCAGAUGGAUCCCUUUACUGGAAUAUUUCUGAAAGUCAAGAGGAUGCAAUCACCUGGUUCAAAGUAUGUAACAAAGUCUCUGAAUCCGAUUUGAACUGUGCUGAAAUAGAGCAUAAUAACAGUGACUGCAGUAUUCAAGGAUAUAAAGACAUCUUUCACACAAAACAGAACAUGUUUAAAUGCUUAGAUCAUUUUGGAAUCCAUGAUAAGACAUCACAACUAGUACCAUCAACAUGCUCGGCAUAUGAGGACCUGUUUGCUCCAAGAGUAAAUCAUUUUCAACCUGAGAUAAAUGAUGCAAAAGUGAGAUUAUUGCCAUGCCCAGAAUGCGGGAAAUGUUUUACCCACUUAUCAAAUCUCAUUGCACAUCAGAAGACUCAUAGUAUAAAGAAACCAUUUUCUUGUUCUGAAUGUGGAAAAUGUUUUACCUGGCAAUCAAAUCUUAUUAAUCAUCAGAAAAUCCAUAAAGGAGAGAGACCGUUUUUAUGUUCUGAAUGUGGUAAAUGUUUUACCUGGCAGUCAAGCCUUAUUAUACAUCAGAAAAUUCAUGCAGGGGUGAAACCAUUUUCAUGUAUUGAAUGUGGGAAAAGUUUUACCUGCCAAUCAAAUCUUGCAACACAUCAGAAAAUUCACAAAGGAGAGAAACCAUUUUUAUGUCCUGAUUGUGGAAAAUGUUUUACAUGGCAAACAAGCCUUAUUAGACAUCAGAAAAUUCAUACAGGAGAGAAACCUUUUACCUGUUCUACAUGUGGUAAAUGUUUUAAUCGACAGUCAAAUCUUAUUACGCAUCAGAAUAUUCAUACAGGAGAGAAAACUUAUUCGUGUACUGUAUGUGGGAAAGGUUUUGCCUCCCAAUCAAGCCUUAUUAAACAUGAAAAAGUUCAUACAGGAGAAAAACCAUAUUCCUGUUCUGAUUGUGGGAAGUGUUUUACCCAGCAAUCAAGCCUUGGUAAGCAUCGGAAAAUCCAUACAGGAGUUAAACCAUUUUCAUGUUCAGAUUGCCGAAAAAGUUUUAUUCAACGAUCAGACCUUCUAAGACAUGAAAAAACUCACCUUAAUUAUAUGAAAUGUUUUGUUCUACAAUAAGCUUGAUAUUCUGAAUAUCAAAACGUUUUCUUUAGCAAUUAAAUCUUCACAGAAAAUGAAUACAGGGGAAAUUUUGGUCUUCAUAGUUUGAGUAUAAGAAAUGAAUACAAGUGACUUUUUUUUUUUUACUGGCAAAUUAAUAUUUGUUGUUUCUUUAUUGGAUGUGAGCUCAUCUUUCAGGCAGGAAAAUGAACUUUUAAACAAGUAAAAAGGAGCGGACAAAAUAGACAGAAUCUAUUUUAAAAAUAUGUCAACUCUUUAUCCUCCCAAUACCAAAGUUUGGUACAUAAGUGUGAGAUCUCAACCAAUGUAAUAUUCCUGUUUUAUAUUUAAACCACAGGUAGAAGAAAAAUUCAGAAUAAAGAAACUGAAAAGAAAAUGAAAUAAUUAAAUAACAUAAAGGUGUCAUUAACUUCACCUGUUAGAUUCAGAUUCAAGAAAAAAGUAUUAAGUCUGCUAAUAAAAAAUAUAUAAUCUGAA